Molecule: messenger RNA, 720 nt
Organism: Trypanosoma theileri
Lineage: Eukaryota; Euglenozoa; Kinetoplastea; Trypanosomatida; Trypanosomatidae
Exons: 1
Coding region: 1-720 (239 amino acids)
Biological process (GO): spliceosomal tri-snRNP complex assembly; mRNA splicing, via spliceosome
Cellular component (GO): U4 snRNP; U4/U6 x U5 tri-snRNP complex; precatalytic spliceosome
Source: RefSeq, a predicted model, not a curated record
AUGACCGGGAAUGCCCCGGCAGUGUUGCCCAAUCUGAGUGCUUUAGUUGGAAGGGAUGUCGCGAACAAACUUGUGGAGGCGGCUGGCGGUGUUGUGGCACUCGCGCGACUCUCCGAUGCGGCAUUGCGGCAUCUCGGGCUUUGCGAAGAGGCGCAGUUCCAACGCGCCCGACAUCUGCACGCCGGCCAUCUUGCGGAGGCUCCAAUUUUUGUGGAGUUCUUUGGCGCCGAUGAUGUGCGGGCGGAUGAACUGCGCGCGGCGAAGAAGGCACUAGCCGUGCUCGCCCGCAAGUGUUGUAUUGCCGCGAAGGCCGAUCUCUCGGGCGGUGCCGUAACAGACGAACUUGGAGAGAAGGAGCGCGAGAAGUUGCGGCACACCUUCGAACUGCUAUUGGCAGAGGGGAAAGUAAACGCAACAGACACACAAGCACUUCCCGUUCCGCAUGUGUUUGUGCGAGGAGAGGAGAUAAAGAAGAAACGUGGUGGUAGGAAGGAGUUCCGCAAACAACAGGCACAGAAGGAUGCGCCUAGUGCUUUAGAGCGUGCAGUUUCACACAUAAAGAUGGGCGUGAGCGAAGAGGAGCAAAUGCAAACACUUAUGCUGCGCAGCGAUGUUAGGGCAGAGCUGUUGAAUGGUGUAGCGAAGCCACGGGAGCAGCGAAAACGUCAGCGGGAUGAAAAAGAUGAUGAAUACGAUGAUCUUAUGCAAAUCCGUCUAUAA